AUGCAACAGACCGUAGAUGUCCGGAGCCUACAAAUCGGGGUGCAGCUGCGUGCCUCAGCCCUGUUUGUCAAUCUACGGAUCUGCUUGAGGAAGUGCAACCCACCACGCUCCGAAAUGCGUGUGAAUCUGGAGAAGCUGACUCACCCGCAGGGCCGGAUGAUUUGGUCGGAUGUGGCUGACGACAUGCCAGAUGCUGUGGAGUCGAUCUUCAUGAUGAGUCUCUUGGGUCGCCCAGCUGCUGGAUGGUGCGGCCGGCAAAAGGUCUCCAUUGAAUGGAGUACCCUGCAACCUUGCAUCGAGGUCCGAAGAGCCAUGCGAGUGGCGAGCAAACGUACUGGCAUCAGGAUCGAAUCGCACAGACCGAUCGUGAUGCAAAACAUCGUUUCCAAGGACUGCAUGUUCUUCAUCUGCUGCUUUGUGUUUGCGUUGCUGCCGAUGAUCUGGCUCCGGCUUUGCGAGGACGCCUAUGCGAGGGAGACGGGUUACCCUGGCGCCCUGAUGUCAAUGCAUCCCUUGAAGGUGAUGACUUUCUCCGAGCGCCUGCAGAAUGGACAGCUGCUGACCAACGGCAAGAGCGAGCUCUGA
Messenger RNA from Symbiodinium sp. CCMP2592, 585 nucleotides. NCBI's taxonomy places the organism in Eukaryota, Dinophyceae, Suessiales, Symbiodiniaceae. The record is from the annotation of a GenBank genome assembly.